Messenger RNA from Adineta steineri, 1329 nucleotides. The record is from the annotation of a GenBank genome assembly. Lineage: Eukaryota; Metazoa; Rotifera; Eurotatoria; Adinetida; Adinetidae.
AUGAUGACAGCAAUGUCGACUAUGAUACCAAAUAAUUUAAUUUGGACUAAUCUUUCGUCUGAUGAAUCGGUUGAUUAUAAUGAUUUAUUUUCAUCAUUUGAUCUUAUAGAUCCUGAUAAUUAUGAUCAACAAAUUAUAUCGAAUACUCAAUCAAUAUUAUCCUCCCCAUCUCACUUAGAAGAAUUACAAGUAUCAUCAACAGACAUGUCAGAAGCUGAAUGUUUUCAAUCUAAUUUAAUUUGUGGUGUUUGUGGUGCUCCAGCAAAUGGCUAUAAUUUUGACCAAAUCACUUGUGAAUCAUGCAAAGCUUUUUUUCGUCGAAAUGCCCUACGAAAUAUGGCUGAUUUAAAAUGUCGUUUUGCUAGUGCAUGUGUUAUCAAUAUUCAAACACGUCGUCAAUGUACCUAUUGUCGAUUAAAAAAAUGUUUUGAUAUUAAAAUGCGUAAAGAUUGGAUUCGUACGGAAGAAGAAACAAAACUAAGACAAUUACAAAAAUUAAUUAAAGAAGAAAGAAAAUACAAUAGAGUAAAACGUGAUUUACAACCAAUUUUAAAUCUUCCAAUAGUUGUACGAAAGAAAAAACGUCUAAUGAUGAAACAAGUAGUACCUGUUGUUAAUCCAAUAUUUAAUGGAAAAUAUUUUGGAUUUAAUCGAAAUUUAUGUGAUGAAGAUCAUAAUUUAUUAAACAAUAUUACGAAUGCUUAUCAAUUAUCGGCUGCUCCAGGUGAUGCAUUUCGUUUCAAUAAAUAUACAAGAUCUACACCUUUUUGGGAAUUUAUUGAUGGAGAAAGUACAAUACAUACUUCGUUAAUUGAAUUUUAUAAACGUAUACCUGAAUUUAAACAAAUAGAUCUCGAGGAUCAAGUUUUGUUGAUAAAAUCUAAUCUUAUUAAUAUUAUUCAUAUACAUGAUAUUUUCAUACAAAAUUUUAAUGAAAAUCCAAUAACAGGUAUAUUAAUGUCGAAUUGGAUCAGUGAAGACUUUCAUAAUCAAAUGUCUCGAACACGUCGACAUCUCUAUCGUUUUGUAGAAUAUCCCAUAAUAUUAAAACUUGCACUUAUUGUUUUCCUAUUCAGUAUUCAUAGGUGGGAAGAUUAUAAUAAUAAAAUGGCUGUACAAAAAACUUAUGACAUUUAUACUACAUUACUUUGGCGUUAUUUAAAUUAUUUAUUUGAAGAAAGAGAAGCUAUAAAAUCGAUGGAAAUUCUUACUGCACAAAUUCUACAUUUUCAAGUGUUAAUGACUAUGAUGGAAAACAGAGUAAGAGCAGCAGAAACACAAAAUAGAGUAUCUCAUGGAUUAAUGCAAUCUAUAUUUCGAUUAACAUGA